Molecule: messenger RNA, 1564 nt
Organism: Pteropus alecto (black flying fox)
Lineage: Eukaryota; Metazoa; Chordata; Mammalia; Chiroptera; Pteropodidae
Gene: SLC48A1
Product: solute carrier family 48 member 1
Exons: 3
Coding region: 110-550 (146 amino acids)
Biological process (GO): heme transport
Cellular component (GO): plasma membrane; lysosomal membrane
Molecular function (GO): heme binding; heme transmembrane transporter activity
Source: RefSeq, a predicted model, not a curated record
CGGAGCGCAGGGCGGCCGGCGGCUCCCGGCUUCGGCUCCAGCUCCGGCUCUGGGCCCUGCACCUGUGACACUCGGUGGCGCUUGCCCUCCCACCCGGCGCCCGCAGCCCAUGGCUCCAUCUCGCCUGCAGCUCGGCCUCCGCGCCGCCUACUCCGGCCUCAGUUCAGUGGCUGGCUUCUCCAUCUUCCUCGUCUGGACGGUGGUCUACAGCCAGCCUGGGACAGCGGCUAUGGGGGGACUCGCAGGUGUGCUGGCGCUGUGGGUCCUGGUGACACACGUGAUGUACAUGCAGGAUUACUGGAGGACCUGGCUAAAGGGGUUGCGUGGCUUCUUCUUCGUGGGUGUCUUCUUUUCAACUGUCUCCAUCGCCACCUUCUGCACCUUCCUCGUGCUGGCCAUCACCAGACACCAGAGCCUCACAGACCCCAACAGCUACUACCUGUCCUGCGUCUGGAGCUUCAUUGCCUUCAAGUGGGCCUUCCUGCUCAGCCUCUACGCUCACCGCUACCGGGCUGACUUUGCUGACCUCAGCAUCCUCAGCGAUUUCUGACCCAGGGGUUGAAGUCUCUGUACCCUGGGGUCCUCAGGACCUGGACUCAGUCUCUUGAGACAUCUGGUGGGCCUGCACCACAUCCUAGGGACCCCAGAACUAUGGCAGAAAAUACACAGCAGAAGGACCUUAGUCUCCGGGAAAGCUGACCCAUUCCCUCUGGAGAGACCUGGAUGCGGUGGGAAGGGGUCCUGCCAUGUCGCUCCUCAACAACCUGGCUGGAGGGCAGCUUUUCAAAUGGAUCUAUUUCCUUAGCACUCAGUGAGGAAUCUUUGUAAGCAGGGCCAGACAGCAGGUGGUUUGGUCCAUUGUCCCAAGGACUCUCCCUCAGGCCGGGGUGGGAACCUGGAGAGGUCGGGUCAAGUAAGGGGUCUCUGGUAGAAACCUCUCAACUCCUAACUCUGGCACCCCAUCCUGUUGUUCCCCUAAGGGGAGUGGGGACUUGAGUGGAGAGUUUGGUGUCCCUGUUCUACCCAGAGCUGGUCUCCCAUGAGUGUGCCAGAGCCGGUCAUCUUCCCGCCUGAAAUGGUCCCUCUUACAUGUACCAUACUCCCCAGAGCAGGACUCUCCAAACCAGGCCAUGCUAAGGGUCAUGAGGAAGGUGCUCUUGUCUCCUGAAGGGCUUCGGGGGCGGGGGCAGCAUGGAAGGGCCCCACACCUGUGCCCACACACCCCCAGUUCUGCAUUUCCACUCUACUCACACCUACCCAUCACACCCAGAUCACCCAGACAACCCUCACCAUGAUACCCCCACUUCUGCCCCUUAUCACUACCCUUCAUCUAGAGCUUAUAUCUUUUAAAAUUUCCCUUCUGAAGGAUAAAAUCUGCUCUCUGCCCAUACACUGGCCCAAGGGCUCGCCUGACUCUGAAGGGGCUACUGGUACAUGUAUCUUUUUAUGUUAGGUUGCCAUUUUGCAUGGUCUACCCCUUUCCCACCUGUGUCCAGCCUCUCAUCUCUUUGCCUUAUCUGUGUCACUGUCACUUUAGCAGAAAUACAGCGGCCAUUUUAUCAGA